Messenger RNA from Nannospalax galili (Upper Galilee mountains blind mole rat), 2225 nucleotides. It is a transcript of the gene Prxl2c, whose product is annotated as peroxiredoxin like 2C. Bases 75 to 779 code for a protein of 234 amino acids. Lineage: Eukaryota; Metazoa; Chordata; Mammalia; Rodentia; Spalacidae. The transcript is spliced from 6 exons. The record is from RefSeq and is a predicted model, not a curated record.
UCUCCGCCUCCUGCGACUCUGCCCCGCCUCGCUUGGCUCCGCCUCCCCGGGGCUCUUGGCCGGUCGCCGUAGACAUGCGCCCCGGUAGCCACGCUGCUAUGGCCGCUCCCGUCACCCGGCAGGUCAGCAGCUGCGCCGCCCCGGUCCUGACCGCGGCGGCGGCGGCUGUGGAGCGCGGGCAGCCCCUGGAGGCCGCCGUGGCCGAGCUGCCCGUGCUGGACGUGUCGGGCCGGCGGGUGGCAUUCGGCGCGCUGUUCCGUGAGCGGCGGGCUGUGGUGGUAUUCGUGCGGCAUUUCCUGUGUUACGUCUGCAAAGAAUAUGUCGAAGAUCUGGCCAAAAUCCCCAAGAGUUUCCUCCAAGAAGCAGAUGUCACCCUUAUAGUGAUUGGACAGGCAUCUUACCAUCAUAUUGAGCCUUUCUGCAAACUGACUGGAUAUUCUCAUGAAAUCUAUGUUGAUCCAGAGAGGGAAAUUUACAGAAGACUAGGAAUGAAAAGAGGUGAAGAAGUUUCCUCCUCAGGUAAGAAUUCCCACAUAAAGUCCAACCUGCUCUCGGGAAGCCUUCAGAGCCUAUGGCGGGCAGUCACUGGCCCUCUUUUUGAUUUCCAAGGAGACCCAGCUCAGCAAGGUGGAACCUUCAUUUUAGGUCCAGGUAACAACAUCCACUUUGUACAUCACGAUAGGAAUAGGUUGGAUCACAAGCCCAUAAACUCUGUUUUACAGCUUGUAGGAGUUCAGCACGUGAACUUCGCAAGCAGACCUUCAGUUAUCCAUGUGUGACUUAAUGUGGAAUCUGCCACUUACUCAGGGGCCCUUGAAAUGCAAACCAAAAUUCGAGGUGUCACAGCCGCAUGCCUAUGUCCCUUGCUGCGGCUCUUCAUAGCCAUUGAGGGGUUAUGAAAACACAAUCUGUUGAACUGCAUGCUGAGGGGCAUCAGUUGUCAAAAAUGUGAUAGACCUUUUAAAUUUCAUAGCACUUAGUUUUAUAAGAAAAACUCCAAAAGUUAUAAAAUUAUUAAUACCAUUGUUAAUAUUUUAUAGUAUGGUACAUCCAUUCAAGAAAAUUUUGGCAAUUAAAUUAUAAGAAGGGAGAGGAAGGAGGCCAAGUCUGAUGGCGCAUGCCUGUAAUCCUAACACUGGGAGAUGGAGGCAGGAGGCCAGCCUGAGCUACAUUGGGAGACCCUGUCUCAGAAAAAGUCAAUCAGUGGAAGGGAGGAAUGCAUAAAGGGAAGGGAGAACAACUCAAGUUUCAUUCAGCAGGAAAAAACCUAGAAGGUCAAGUUCUGUAAGCAGCUAACCACUUUUGUGUGCACAUAUGUAAGUUUACUUUUUUGUAUGCUUAGAAGAUGGGGAAUAAACACACUAACACUGCCAGUGGAUAUGUCUAUGUGGUUACAGGACAGGUGUUUUCUGCUUUCUUUUCCAGACUUUUCUGUAUUUCCUAUGUUCUCAUGUAAGCUUGACUGAUUGGGGGAUGGGGCAGGAAGAAGCCUUUAAACAUUAAAAGGCAAACAUCUACCUACAUAAAGCCUCCACGGAGGGGCAGGUGACACUGGGGGAUGCAGGUGACACUGGUUAUCUCCCAUGUUUCCAGCCUCAUUGAUUAAGUAAAUGAAAGCCAGACCUCUUACAGACAGUACAGCACCUGGUCAGCGCACACCCACCACCCAUUGCACUAGGGGUUUUUGUUUUUGUUUUUUUGUUUUUUGAGACAGGGUCUCACUGUAUAGCCUGGCUAGCCUGUACUGUCUCUGUAGACCAGGCUAGCCUUAAAUUCAUAGAGAUCUGCUUGCCUGUGCCUCCCAAGUUCGGGGACUAAAGGUGUGUACUACCAUACCCGGCUGCACUAGGAUUUUUGUGGUGGAAUUGAGAGUUGAGGAAAAGUUUUAGUUUUGGUUUGUUUUUCAAAGACUCUAAAUUUUAAAAACUUUGGUCAGGUGUGGGGGCAUAUGCUUUUUUUUCAGUCUUUUUGAGACAGGGUCUCCCUGUAGCCCCACUUGGCCUGAAACUCACUAUGUAUACCAGGCUGACCUUGAACUCACAGAGGUCCGCCAGCUUUUGCCUCCUGAGUGCCGGGACUAAAGGCAUGCACCUCCACAACUGGCGAACUCAAACUUUUAUAUAAACCAUAUUAAGUCACAAGAAUAUUUUUAAUGUAUUUUCAUCUGUGUAUUCAUGAAUAGUCAUGCUUUUAAAUCAAUAAAAAUGAGAUUUUCGGAAUUUAAA